AUGGCACAUGCAAGUAUUUUACCUGCACAUUUUGUAGAUUGCCGGACUGUAAUGUCUCUGCCAGCUUUAGCAAGACCUCAGCCUUGUCCUUAUCCCCAAGAUCCAUCUGAAGACAAAUAUCAAUAUCGCUUUUUGAAAAGCCGAAUGAGUUGGCACAGGAUCCAUAUAGGUGUAAUCGAGCCUCAGGCCAUUCUUUGCCAACUAGCUUCUCCAAUACCGUCAAUAACUGUUUUUGCUUUAUUUUUUCUUCAUCGGGAGGGAUUAAAGACUCAAACACGAGAGAAGCUCAUAGUCCAGAAUCAUCUUCAAGUCUCUUCUCAACAGAAUUGUCUUCAACAGCCAAAGAACCCACAAGCCGAUCCAAACCCUCCUAUGCAAAACAUCCCCAAUAUUAUCCGGCGGGACAUCAAGAAUCAGCGACCCAAAUACGAGAUUUUCACCCAGCUGCUGCUGAUGCGAGCUGGAAUGUCCCGCGUACGACCGGUUUUGUGGGAAGUAAUUGUGCGGAGCAAGUGGCGGGGAGGUGGAGUGAUUCCACGCGGCGUAAGUGAGAUCGCGUCCGUCGGAAGGGAAUGCCGCAACGUGCGGCGGGUAGAAGGCGGAGAUUGUGGGGCCGACCGCCGCGACGGCGGGGUCCUGGGAGGGCGUCUGAGAAGGCUGCUGAUGUGGCGGGUGAGUCUGAGGGUUGGGAUUUUGGGAUUUUCGGAGGAGCUGGAGGAGGAACUCUCCGCCGUUCGCCGGCGGCGUGUCGCCUCCUCUGCCAGUGUUCAUGGCGGCGAGAUUAGAAGUGAUCGGAUAAAAUUGCCAUCAGUGUGCCUGCUUUUGUUGCAAUAA
Striga asiatica is the source of this 834-nucleotide messenger RNA. The record is from the annotation of a GenBank genome assembly. Lineage: Eukaryota; Viridiplantae; Streptophyta; Magnoliopsida; Lamiales; Orobanchaceae.